AUGAUGUCUAGAACUUUGACAGUGGGGACACUCAAUACAUGCAGUUUACUACUGUUGCUUUUAAGGGCCAGCUGUUUCAUUUGUCAAGAUCCCAACGGCUGUCAGGGGAUCCAGCGCAUACAGGAGCACUACACCCUGGAGCAGACCACCCCAGUCCUGGAUGAACUGCAUGAGCGUCUGGUGCAGGACCAGUUUGGCAACUACAUCAUCCAGCAUGACAUGAAGCACGACCACAUGGAGGACAAGAGCAAGAUUGUGCAGCAUCAGGGCAAGGUGCUUGUGCUGGGUCAAUGCAAGUUUGCUAGGUAG
This is a messenger RNA of Candidula unifasciata, 309 nucleotides long. NCBI's taxonomy places the organism in Eukaryota, Metazoa, Mollusca, Gastropoda, Stylommatophora, Geomitridae. The record is from the annotation of a GenBank genome assembly.